Molecule: messenger RNA, 6110 nt
Organism: Danio aesculapii
Lineage: Eukaryota; Metazoa; Chordata; Actinopteri; Cypriniformes; Danionidae
Gene: atp2a3
Product: ATPase sarcoplasmic/endoplasmic reticulum Ca2+ transporting 3
Biological process (GO): intracellular calcium ion homeostasis; calcium ion transmembrane transport
Cellular component (GO): membrane
Molecular function (GO): P-type calcium transporter activity; ATP hydrolysis activity; ATP binding
Source: RefSeq, a predicted model, not a curated record
UCUCCUCCUGACACACGGAGUAUUAUCAGGCUGGCGCAGUUCUCGGUUACGGCGGGUUGUCUUUUUCAUACGCACACCAAGUCGCCUUUCUCUUCUCUCAGGUAAGGCGAGCCAAUAAGCGCUCGCGGACGGCGCUCAAACACGCGAGCUCACGGAAAAAGAGGCGGGAACCUCGCGCACCUUCAGAGGAGCGUGCACGCGCAUUCACAUCGCUCGAGCUCCGCCAGUCAGUCACAGAGCAGCAGCUUCUCACGGGCUAAAACCGGCGGCUUGCAGAAGGGGCAGGUGGACGUCCGCGUAGACUACCACCUCCGCUUGGCGGUCUGAAAGCACCUCGGUGGACAUUCAGCCACUUCUCACAGCCCGUCCUCGAUCUCGCAGUCAUUUGUCACUAAUACAUGCCGUUCAAGUGCUCGUAGUAAACAGUUCCUCGAGAUGGAAAACGCCCACACUAAAUCUGCAUCAGAAGUUUUAGCAAACUUCGGUGUGAACGAAAACACUGGACUCACGCUGGAACAAGUGAAAAAUAAUUUUGAAAAGUAUGGACCGAACGAGCUCCCAGCCGAAGAAGGUAAAUCUCUAUGGGAGUUAGUGGUGGAGCAGUUUGAGGACCUCCUGGUGAGGAUUCUGCUGCUGGCAGCCUGUGUGUCUUUUGUGUUGGCACUGUUUGAGGAGGGGGAGGAGUCCACCACAGCUUUCGUGGAGCCUAUUGUCAUCCUGCUUAUUCUGGUGGCCAACGCAGUCAUUGGAGUCUGGCAGGAGCGAAAUGCAGAGAAUGCCAUCGAAGCUCUAAAAGAGUAUGAGCCAGAGAUGGGCAAAGUUUACCGCAUGAACCGCACGGCUGUCCAGAGGAUCAAAGCUCGAGACAUCGUGCCUGGAGAUAUUGUGGAGAUUUCUGUUGGAGACAAGGUGCCAGCAGAUAUCAGGAUCACCUCAAUCAAAUCCACCACCCUGAGGGUAGACCAGUCCAUCCUCACAGGUGAAUCUGUGUCUGUUAUCAAGCACACUGAUCCUGUGCCAGAUCCCCGAGCUGUCAAUCAAGACAAAAAGAACAUGCUGUUUUCUGGCACAAACAUCGCUGCGGGUCGGGCCAUCGGUGUUGUCGUCUCCACUGGGGUUUCCACUGAAAUCGGCAAGAUCCGUAACCAGAUGGCGUCAACGGAGCAGGAGAAGACCCCAUUGCAGCAGAAGCUGGAUGAGUUUGGUCAACAGCUCUCCAAGGUGAUCUCGCUCAUCUGCAUCGCCGUCUGGGUCAUUAACAUUGGUCAUUUUGCCGACCCAGUCCACGGCGGGUCCUGGAUCCGAGGUGCCAUCUACUACUUCAAGAUAGCUGUGGCCUUGGCAGUAGCAGCCAUCCCAGAGGGUUUGCCAGCUGUCAUCACCACCUGUCUGGCACUGGGCACUCGUCGCAUGGCCAAGAAAAAUGCCAUUGUCCGUUCACUGCCCUCGGUGGAGACGCUGGGAUGCACCUCCGUUAUCUGUUCAGACAAGACCGGGACCCUGACAACCAACCAGAUGUCCGUCUGCAGGAUGUUUGUGGUCAAUAAAGCUGAUGACAGCAGCUGCUCCCUGCAUGAGUUCACCAUCAGCGGCUCAACAUACGCUCCAGAGGGAGAAGUCCUGAAAGCUGACAAGCAGGUGCAGUGUGGCGAUUAUGAUGGCCUGGUGGAACUGGCUACAAUUUGCUCCCUGUGCAAUGACUCCUCGCUGGACUAUAAUGAGGCCAAAGGAGUGUAUGAGAAAGUGGGAGAAGCCACAGAAACCGCACUCACCACGCUGGUGGAGAAGAUGAAUGUGUUUAAAACAGACCUUUCUGGACUCAGUAAAGUGGACAGAGCUGCAGCUUGCAACUUGAUUAUCAGACAACUAAUGCAGAAAAAGUUCACACUGGAGUUUUCCAGAGACAGGAAAUCAAUGUCGGUGUACUGCACUCCCAAUGGCACAAACUCUCAGAGCAAGAUGUUUGUCAAGGGAGCUCCAGAGAGCGUGAUUGACCGCUGUCAGUUUGUGCGUGUUGGUAAGGAGCGCUUUCCGUUGACGAUGCCGGUAAAGGAGGAGCUGAUGAGCACCAUUAGAGACUGGGGGACGGGCAGAGACACACUGCGCUGCUUGGCUUUGGCCACCCGAGACUCUCCUCCAGCUGUCGAAAAAAUGGACCUGGAGAAUGCUGGCAAGUUCGCAGAGUACGAGUCGAGCCUCACCUUCGUUGGCUGUGUGGGGAUGCUGGAUCCACCCAGGAAAGAAGUGAUCGGCUCGAUAAAGCUGUGCAAUAAGGCUGGUAUUCGUGUUAUCAUGAUCACCGGAGACAAUAAAGGCACCGCUGUGGCCAUCUGCAGACGCAUCGGCAUCUUCAGCGAGAAUGAAGAUGUGGAAGGAAGAGCGUACACUGGCAGAGAGUUCGAUGAUCUUGCUCCAGAAGUCCAGCGAGAGGCAGUGAAGAGGGCAAGAUGCUUCGCCAGAGUCGAGCCUGCGCACAAGUCAAAGAUCGUGGCGUAUCUGCAGUCCUUUGACGAGAUCACAGCAAUGACUGGUGAUGGUGUGAAUGACGCCCCUGCCUUAAAAAAAGCUGAAAUUGGCAUCGCCAUGGGCUCGGGCACAGCAGUAGCCAAAUCUGCCUCCGAGAUGGUGCUCUCUGAUGAUAACUUCUCCACCAUCGUGGCUGCCGUGGAAGAAGGACGAGCCAUCUAUAACAACAUGAAGCAGUUCAUCCGUUAUCUCAUCUCCUCCAACGUGGGAGAGGUGGUGUGUAUUUUCCUCACAGCCAUCCUUGGCCUUCCUGAGGCGUUGAUUCCUGUUCAGCUGCUGUGGGUGAAUCUGGUGACGGAUGGACUGCCUGCCACUGCCCUGGGCUUCAACCCGCCUGACCUGGACAUCAUGGACAAGCCACCCAGGAACCCGAAAGAGCCUCUGAUCUCAGGCUGGCUUUUCUUCAGAUACCUGGCCAUUGGAGGAUAUGUGGGUUUAGGCACUGUCAGUGCUGCCACCUGGUGGUAUUUGUUUGAUGAAGACGGGCCGCAGGUGUCCUUUUACCAGCUGCGGCAUUUCAUGCAGUGUACAGAGGAAAACCCCAUGUUUGAGGGCAUAAACUGCGAGGUCUUUGAGUCCCGUUACCCAACCACCAUGGCUCUCUCUGUGCUUGUUACCAUCGAGAUGUUCAACGCUCUUAACAGUCUGUCAGAGAAUCAGUCUCUCCUGAGGAUGCCACCCUGGGUCAAUAUAUGGCUGUUGGGGGCCAUAAUCCUUUCCCUGUCUCUACACUUCCUCAUCCUGUAUGUGGAGCCUCUACCGCUGAUCUUCCAGGUCACUCCACUGCAUUGUUCCCAAUGGAUCAUAGUCUUCAAGAUCUCAAUUCCUGUCAUCCUAUUGGACGAAGCUCUUAAGUAUAUCUCCCGCCACCACUUAGAAGGUGAAGAGGAGGACAGGUACAGGAAGAAUCGGCAGCUGAAAUUUUAGGACGACUUCCUCCAGGCACACAUGAACACACACACACACUCACCCCUGCCUUUUUCCUCCAUGCUUUUAAGACAUGCACACACACAUCACUCGUCCUCUAGAAAUCGCUCAUCAUGUGUCUUCUCUGCAUGUCCAGCCACCACUAAAAACAAGCAGGGCUUGUAGUUUGUUACUGUGUGUGUGUGUUUGAGAGUUUAGGCGUGAGUGUUUGUGUGUGUGUGCAGGCAUGUGCAUGGGCCUAAUUCAAUCAUGUCAAGUCGUUGUGUGUCCAUAUGUUUUCUUUUACCUUGCUUUUUAGCUUUCACACACACUUGCUGUACAUAGUAGUGCGGUUUACUGGAGAGGAAGAGCGUUCAAGGAUGAACAUUUGGGUAAUACGGGUUAAUAACAAGCGGGAAUUUAAUCAUAAUUUGGCCAAAAAGUACAUUAAGCAACAAAUGUUAGAUUCAGAAAUGUAAAAGAGAGGAUGGAGAUGGCAGUUUGGGCGUCUUUUAAUGUGUGAAUGUUUGUUCGGACAGAAUGGCCAGUUUCUUUAAGUGGUCGCUCCAGUUUCUUUUUUCCUCUCUUCUUUUGGAUGUUUCUUUUAAAUAACUGUUUACACAAGGCUAAACCAGGCAGCAAAUACUUUUGUAUUGCACAUGAUCAUUAUAAUCAACUGUUUUAGUCUGAAAUAAGCAUCACUGAAAACUGAGAACUUUCGGAUUGUAAAAUAGCAGGUCAAGGAGUGAAUUUUAGCUGUAAAACAUUUCAAAACUGCGCAGAAAUUGAUUGAAAUUGACGACCGUAAAAACAGAAUGCGAAUAAGUGAACUACCAGACUUUUCCUCCUCUAUUAUGUAAGAGUGAACUCCACUUGAACACUAGUAAUAAUUCAAUCCAAACAUGGUGCAACCUGCCACAUGAUGUAAGUAUUACUAUCCAUGGCGGGUUUUGAAAGUGAUGAGAGGGAAGAGGAGGAAAGAAAGGGUUUUGUUCACUGAGGGCAGUCCAGGUUUGCAGCAUUACCUGACUGCUUUGAUUUCCCCUCACCUACACACAGACACAAACUCACGCACCCUCUUUAGGGAGUAAAGGGGUCUCACUUGAAUGUACUUUCGCUUGCUGCUUGCUAGCAAGACUUUUCGUGCUCCUCUAAUGCUGGCGAAUUGCUUUUUCCUUUGCACGUUUUUCAUCCUCCAUCACCAUCAUCAUUAUGAACACAUCAUGUCCACAAAGGGAGGAUUCUCUACCGCUAGUGCUUUUCUUGCAAUCUUGAUGAACUUGGCUACUUUAUUGUUUUGUUUUUUAACACAGUAAUAAUAAUGUAUUCGACUGAAAGAACCCAGGUGGUUUAGCUUGUCAGUUUUGCUGUUAAGGGUUUGAUAUGCCCUCAUCGAUCUGUUGGGUAAUGCUGGUGUGCUGUUUUCAGACAAAUGGCAAAGCAGCUACGCCUGUGCCUGGUGUCAAUAUGCUAAAAGCGCAGUGUGAAAAGUCUUAUGUCUGCUUGCUAGCUGUGACAAUGGUGUCCUUCUGUCACAGCUUCGUAUCAUCUGUUUUGCCAGUAACAAAUGUGAGUGGUGUAAAUGUUAUUUUAAACAGGCGAGCUCUGUGUCCCAUGUGCUCUCACACUUACAGCUAAUAGAAAACUUUAGGGUCAGCGUUUUGACACAAGGCAACAUGGCCGCUCAUAUUCAUCACACUAGCAUCUGCACCAAUAGAAAGUGUGGGCUUGUACAGCCUUGCUAAUAACUACUGAUCUCUUGAACUCUUGUACAGUACAGAAAAAAUGAAAUACCUGAUUGCAUGGAACCUUGUUACUGUAAUGAAUAACCUAUACAGUAUAUUUCAUUCUUUUUUAAAUAAUGAAAAAUCAUCACCACCCGGGAGAGAGCAGUUGCAAAACUUACUUUGGAUUUUCUUUCAGCGUUCACCUAACUGAGACUAUUUUGUAGAAUAGUGGCGGUUGUUUAUUCAUUGUUACAGUUUGUUUUAAAGGUUGCAGGGGUUUAUGUGUCUUUUAAAUUUAGUUUAGGAGUUGUAAAAUAAAGAUAAGAUUUGUGCUAAUGAUCAUUUUUGCACCUAUAAUUGGGUUUUAAUGUCUGAGGAGUUUUAGUUUCUCAGUUUUUGUUUGUCUGUUUGAUUUGUGUGGUUUACACCGAGUGGCGUCCACUAGUCAAUAUACUGACUUCACAAGUUGUUCUCCUGAAGGGCUUGGUGUGGGAUUUGUGCCUCCAGAGAUUUGAAAUGUUACGUAGAAAGUUGGACGUCCACUUUGUAUCUAUUUCAAUCCCUAUUUAAAACCGAUUCGAGUAAUAUUCCUUAACGUUACUGAAUGCCUUUUGUUGGUGCUUCUCCCGCGAAACGUUUUCAUCAAACGAUACUGAAUGUUUUCACACUGAAACGUGCUUGAUUGUUCGUUGUGGACAUUUCGGAAAGGUUGACAAUCAGGAGCGCAAACAAGAGUUUGUAGUGUCGUCGUUUUCCCCCCAUUCGUGGUCCUGAGAUGAUCCGCUCGGACUAGACAGCUGUCUUUCUGCCUGCGCACAAACCGGCUGGAGCUUUGCACCCACUACUGAGAAAGAAUUCUCUGUAAACGCCUUGGUAAUAUUAAUUGUGGAUACAUAAUUUUAUAUAUAUGAAAAAGACAUGUCAAAUAAAGAUUAUUUAUCUUCUAAUUUA